CAUACGUGGUAUAAUAAUUAUUGUCGAUAACAUUAAGAAGAUAUUACAGAUAUGUUGAUGUGUUUUCUUUAUCGACAUUCUUACUUUCGAUAAAUUGCAAACAUAACCUAAUAGUUUUGAGAGGCAAGAGAAACAGCUUCAGGAGGAUUAAAUAACGAAUCUAAUCAUGUCAGAAAAUAAAAAGGAUGAUGCAUCCUUGGGCGAAUUAUUUGACAAUGCAUUUUUAUUAUUCAAUAAUAUUAAUAAAACGGAUGAGCCAACGAAUAGCCCGAAAGUACAGUCUGACAUCAGGAAAGCAAUGAAUAUGUUUGAAGAUUUAACAAGAUUCGUAUCUCUAGUGGACAUGUUCAGUGAAAAUGAAACUAUCGAUGAAGUAUCAACGGAACAUCUCAAAUAUCUUCUAUUGCCGGCUCUUCUUGGUACUCUCAUUACUAAAAUAUGUGGUACUGAUGACAGAAUGCAUCUCGUCAAAGUAGCAGAGAUCUAUUUCAUUGAUUUUCUAAAGAGAGUAAAAGCUUAUGAGCUCACAGAUAUAAAUAUUCUUGAACCUAAAUCAGAGGAAGAUAAUAAUGGUACUUCUAAUGACAGAGUAAAAAGUAAUGCUGAGAUGAUUACGGAAAUGGUUUCUCGUCGAAAUACAAAAUUACAAAGAUAUAAAGAACAGAAGGAAUUGGAAACAUGUUUAGAUGUAUUGCAAAAAAAUAUGGAUAAUCCAAAUAUCGAUGAAGAUACUAAAAGAGAAUACUUCAUUACCCUUUUGAAAUUAUACAUAAAUCAAACAAUUGAGGAAUUGAGUUCGAUAGCUGCUGAGAAACCUAUUUUGGAGCAUAUGCAAAAAGUGGGACGUUCAGAGACAAUGACAUCUCAUUCUUCGCAAAAAUUUAAAUCAUCUAGUAAUAAACUCCAACCAAUUAUUAUUACUCGAAAUGAGUUGCAAAAAAAAGUUUAUGGCGCUGGAUAUCCUAGUCUUCCAGUAUUAACAGUACAGGAAUUUUAUGACCAAAGAGUUAAAGAUGGAGACUGGCCUGAUGCAUCAGCACGUAAUCAAAUAAAUUCUACAUGUUUGCAAGAUUUAGCAAUUCGUGAUAGUGAUGAUAAUUCACAAGAAUUAGAAGAUAUACAAAAGGAAGAAAAGAUCGAAAAAGAUGAUCCACAAUUUUUAGAACAAAAUCGUGCAAUGGAUGAAUAUAAGGAUAUGCAUCGUAGAGGAUGGGGAAAUCGUGCAAACAGAAGUUAAAUCCACAAUGAUGUAUCGAUAUCAAUCACGAAUAAAUGAAUAGUAGAACCAAA
Molecule: messenger RNA, 1290 nt
Organism: Vespa mandarinia (Asian giant hornet)
Lineage: Eukaryota; Metazoa; Arthropoda; Insecta; Hymenoptera; Vespidae
Gene: Tap42
Product: immunoglobulin binding protein Tap42
Biological process (GO): regulation of signal transduction; regulation of dephosphorylation
Cellular component (GO): cytosol
Molecular function (GO): protein phosphatase 2A binding
Source: RefSeq, a predicted model, not a curated record